This is a messenger RNA of Zophobas morio, 1293 nucleotides long. RefSeq lists its product as uncharacterized. Gene Ontology annotation, molecular function: olfactory receptor activity; odorant binding. The transcript has 6 exons. Gene Ontology annotation, cellular component: plasma membrane. The coding region runs from base 1 to 1293 and encodes 430 amino acids. Gene Ontology annotation, biological process: detection of chemical stimulus involved in sensory perception of smell; sensory perception of smell. NCBI's taxonomy places the organism in Eukaryota, Metazoa, Arthropoda, Insecta, Coleoptera, Tenebrionidae. The record is from RefSeq and is a predicted model, not a curated record.
AUGACACUAGUCAUCCUAGGGGAAACUCUAAGCUACCUCCGCAUCAACGGCAUCUGGCCCAAAAGCGGCCACGAACUAAACCCAGGAAAGUGGUUCUACAUUAAAUUCAUACUAUUACUCACAUCUCAAUCGGUAAUCCUCAUCGGAAGCUCAGCUCACUUAGUGGUGUCCGUACAAAACGACUCCAGCAACAUCUUCUUAGACCUAGUUAUCCUAAUCGGAGAAGUGGGUGUGUUUUACUUCAACGCCACUUACGUUAGAUAUGAAGAGCCCAUAGCGAAGAUUUUCACCCACCUUUCUAACUUCAAUAAAUUCGGGAAACCCCCAAAUUUUGCACAGCGCAACAAGAAGUUGAUGUUUUGGUCGAGAUUGUACAAAACGUACAUCGACGCUGCUCUUGUUAGCAUAUACCUGGAGCCCUUCAUCAAGCUGAAAUCUUGCGAAAGGGAAAACUUGAAGCGCAAGUUUAAGGAAAUUUGUGGGUUGGUGGUCGCGACUUGGGCGCCUUUCGACAUCAGCGUGUUUCCAUUUAAACAAAUUCUUUAUGUGUGGCAAGUUUACACGCUUAUGUUUACGUUGAAGGGAGCGGCGCUUAUUUCGUUUUCAAUUAUGGAGUCGAUGGAGCAUUUGGUUGUGAGAAUACAACAUUUGAAGACGAUGUUGUUGGAGACGGUGGAGACCGAAGACGCGAAACUGAGGGUGGAAAGAUUGUUGAAGUGUGUUGAAUACCACAACGAUAUUUUUGGGGUUGGACAAGAGAUGGAUAAGAAUUUCGCCAAUUGUUUGUUUUUGCACGUGUUAUUUUCGGGAGCGCUCUUUGGGUGUAUAGGUUACAUAGUGAUGGAGACUUUCUCGUUACUGUCGUACUCGUUAUUUUUGGGUUGGGUGCUCUCACUUAUCAUUGUCUCAGUUAGUGGUCAACAUGUAAUGGACGAAGGACUUUCAGUUGGCGACACCGCUUACAACAGUAAGUGGUAUGACAGAAAUGCUUCUUUUCAAAGAAACAUCGUUCUGAUUAUAAUCAGGUCUCAAAGACCUAUACUUAUUCACGCUGGACCAUUUAGUUACCUUUCGCACGUUAUCGUGCUGACUAUAAGCAAAUCUGUAGAAUAUUACUACAAUAUUUAUAAGUUUUGUGAAAAAGCAGACAUUUCUACUAAUUUAAAAGAGCUGAAGGUAGGUAAGUUACUGUCAAGAGAACGGUUCAUGUCCGGAUUGAUCAAGUUAAGGAAUAUUUUCCAACUUUUCGCAAACUUGACUGCACCUGAAAGAUUGACGUUAGUCGACGUCUAA